CUAGAAACUGUUGUUUAUUGAUCGAUUAAUUAUCUCAAUGAUUCAUUGUCUACUAUCAGCUGUAAUUCACAGCUGUUUCCAAUAUAUAAGGAAAGAAAUCGGCGCCUAACUUUUCUUUUAAAUUUUCGUUUUAAUUAUGUCAAUAGUGAACUUUGUCAAAAUCGUAAUUUCGGAGCUCCGAUUGUAGACUAACUGUAGGUUCUGUAGAUGAUCUGACUAAAAAUGGUACGAGUUCGAUCUCGAUACUUGUACUUCACGUUUGAACGAGUCUUUUCUGACUUUCCAUUCUCGAGAUCAUCGCGUCAAAAAAUGACAAGUUUGAUGCGUACGUCGAGCUAAAAAGUAAGAAAAAAAAAAAACUCGCGACGGACUACAUAAAUGCUGUGCUUCGCACCGCAUUAAAAAGUAAACUCGCGACGAACUACAUAAAUGCUGUGCUUCGCACCGCAUUAAAAAGAAAAAAAACUCGCGACGGACUACAUAAAUGCUCCUGCUUCGCAGGGCAUUAAAAACUCGCGACGGACUACAUAAAUGCUGUGCUUCGCACCGCAUUAAAAAACUCGCGCACGACUACAUAAAUGCUCCUGCUUCGCAGGGCAUUAAAAAAACUCGCGCACGACUACAUAAAUGCUCCUGCUUCGCAGGGCAUUAACUAGAUGGUAUUCGAGUUUCGACUCGAAUACGAAAUGCGGUGCGAAGCACGAAUUUCUCGAAUCUUCGAAAAGAGGAAUUUCGAAUUGAAAGGAAUAUAUAAAAAAAAAUGCUAAAAACAAAUCUCUGUUGAUAUUUUAUUGAAGAGAUAAUUGAAAUAAUAAAAGUAAAAUGGUUAUUUUAGUUUUUAUUGUUCAAAAUAAAAAAAAAAAAAACUUGCUCAUAUCAAUUUAAAUAAAGAUAAUCUGUUCGGUUUUAGUUAAAGGUAACUAGUAUUUCUAUAGAUAGAUUUAAAUUCUUGGGAGAAGAUUUCAAAUCGAUUGUUUAUUAAGUAAUCCAGAUCGAUUAUAAUAAUAAUAUAAUCAGAAAUCUUUCUCUAACUUUAAUUUAAAUUGUUAAACCAAUCAGUCUUUAUUGGUCAUUAUCAAUAUAACAUAAAUCAAUAAUUCAAAAUGAAUUUAUUUCAUCAAUAUUUUUCGAUUAUAUAUAAUUAUGUAUUUGAAAACUUCUUUAAUAUUAUUAUGAUAAAAAAACGUUUUUUUUUUAAGGAGUUUUGUUAAUUUCAAGUUUCAAUUAUAAAUCUCAAUGUUAUCUAAUAUGAUAUAAACAUUCAGGAAUUCUUAUAAAACAUUAAAAUAAUUCUCAUAUUUUUCAUUUACAAUAAUAAAAUAUAGUUUUCUGCAAUGUUUUUAAAUUCAUCCUUGAUGAUUUACUUUUGUUUACAUAAAAACUUGAGCUAUUCUAUAAAGCAAGUCACUUUUCACAUAAGAACUAAUAAAUUUUUUGUUAUAAUAUGUUUGAAAAUGUUUCUUAUCUCUAUGUGCUUUGAUUAAUCAAGUAUUGGAAAAUAGUUUUUGAAAACUAGAAUUUUUUUUAUGAAAACUUGCUAAGAUUUGUCAUUUGUAUAAUAAAAAAAUGUUUGAAAAUUAUCUACUAUAGUUAAACGUUAAUUGAAUUUAUAUUUGCAAAUGAGAAGUAGAUCAUAGAUAUAUAUUAUGAAAUUUAUCCCAACAAAUUUAAUUCGAAAUAAUUAUUUUUAUAAUAAAGAUUUUUUUGCAUUUAAAAAAAAAAUAUUGACUAUGAUUGAAUUAUGUUUUUUUGAUGAAUAUAGAACGGGUAAUUGAAUUAUAGGAAAAAAUGAUUCGAUUUUCUGAUAUAUAAAUGAAAAAUGAUAGUUUUUGAAAGUAAGAAUCAUUUAUUAAAAUAAUAAAUAAAUAAUAAUUAUACAAAAAUGAUUUAAAAAUAUCUUCAUCUUAUAUAUAUAAUAUAAUAUUAAAACGAUCUCACUAGUCAUCAAUUUAAAUCAAAACUAAUAUAUCUGUAUUCGAACAUAUAUUUAAUAUUUUCAUUGAAAUAUUAUUUUUAAUUUCGAAAAAAUUCUAAGAGAAAAUCUGUAUGAAAGAAAAAAAAUCGAUUCUGUUUUAAGAAGAUCAUUUGAAACGAACGAAUAGAAAUCUUCCUUUAGUUUUCUUUGUUAAAAAUACUUUCAUUUAUCAUAUAUUAAAUGAUUCAGUAAUUAUUCGUCAUCAUUAUUUUUUUUUCUAAAUUUAAUUGAAACAAGACGUGGACUUAAUUGAAUAAUACUGUUUUUAUUUAUUAAAUAUACGAAAAACGAUAUUAAAUUUUGGUGAAUACUUUAUCUUUGUUUUCUUUAAAAUAUUUAGGAAUAUUAUGAAAGCAUUUUCUAUUUCAAUUUGAACAAUAUCAAAUAUAGUCAAACAUGAAUAAAUGAAUGUUUAACUUCUAAAAUAAAACAAAAUGACUCGUUAAGAAGAAAGAGCCAACGAAUAUAAAUCAUGGUAGUAUAUAUAUACAUAUAUCGUGGUUAUUUUGUUUUCGAUUUUGUAAUUAAAAUAAUAUGUUUAAUAUUAGAGGUUUCUAUUUAGUGUCUGUCUAUCUAUCAAGCUAAUCUUUGUUGGUUUGACUAAUCUUAUCAAUUGAAUUCAAAAAAAAAAGAAUGAACAUUAUUGAUGAUUUUCUUGUGUUUUUUCUCGUAGAUGAUGACUUCAAUGAACUAAGUCAAACAAAUACUUAUUCAUUCGUCGAUUGAAUCGAUUUGUGAAAAAACACGAACGAAAGACAAAAAACAAAUCUAAAUAUACACCAAUAUAAAUAUGAUUGAAUUGUCGUUAGAAUAAUAUGUCAACGAACAAACACAGGGAUAUAUGUUAUUGAAAAAGGAAUUACAAAUAAACACAAUUUCAAGUGUAUUUUUCAAUAGAUUUUCAUUUACCUGAUUCAUUAAUGUAAGUUUUUUUGAUUUAAAUCAAUGUCAAUCAGUUUUUUAUUAUUUUAGAACAAAAAGAAAGUAAAAAUAUUAAUUAACGAUGAUGAAUCAGUUGAAAUGUUAUAUUCAAAAUUAUGUCUUGAUUUAAAUAUGGAUAUGGAACUAAACUUAGAUGCAUGGCGUUCAUAUGAACAUAUUCGUAAUUAUUAUGUGUUAGAAGGCGAUCAAUUACAUUGGUUAGCUGCAUCAUUAUAUGUAUCAUGUAGACGAUAUCCUCAUAUAACAACAUAUGAUAAUAAUCCAAUAUAA
Messenger RNA from Rotaria sp. Silwood1, 3187 nucleotides. The record is from the annotation of a GenBank genome assembly. Lineage: Eukaryota; Metazoa; Rotifera; Eurotatoria; Philodinida; Philodinidae.